CGUCUCCUUUUUGAUUCAUAACCACCGCACAACCACCCACUCACCAUGCCUCUUAAAUCCUUGGAGUUGUACAACUUCAAGUCUUACAAGGGCACACAACUCAUAGACUUCGGUGAUUCUCCCUUCAUCUGUGUGAUUGGUCCAAAUGGUGCCGGCAAGUCCAACUUGAUGGAUGCUAUCUCGUUUGUCCUAGGUGUCAAGUCGGCUCAAUUGCGAUCGACCCAGCUACGGGAUCUCGUAUACCGUGGUAGACACAGCGCAGAAAAUGGCAUGGAUGUGGAUGACCAAGAGCCAUCACUCACUCAAGAUGGUAUGCAAGCUCGCACCGCCCAUGUGACUGCCACCUAUGAGGAUGCGACCGGCAAGGAUUGGCAUUUCAGGCGAAGCAUUGCACCAUCAGGACAGUCUUCUUACACGCUCAACGGCAAGGACGUGUCUUGGAAGGCAUACAAUGCACAGCUGGAGAAGUUCAACAUCCUGACCAAGGCAAAAAACUUUCUCGUCUUUCAAGGUGACGUUGAGAAUAUCGCCAUUCAGGAUAGCCGAGUCCUCGCCAACCUCAUUGACAGGAUUAGCGGCUCGCUGGACUACGAGAAAGAUUAUGAGCUGGCGAGGGUGGAGCAAUUGAAGGCUGCAGAUGCGUCGAGCGCCAACUACUCCAGGAAGCGUACGUUGAUUACGGAGGCCAAACACUUCAAGGAACAGAAGGAAGACCUCCAACAGUGGGAGCGGCUGCAGAAUCGACAUGAUGCGGCGGUCAAGAAGCUGUUCCUCUGGAGACUUUAUCACCUGACCCAGGAGAUCAAUUCGCGGACCAAAGAGGUGGAGUCUGCCACUGAGAGAUUGUCCGAGCUGCGAGAUGAGGUGCAACGAGGAGAGGACAACCUGAAUCAGGCUCGAUCCGCUCAUGGCGAAGCUCAGCUGAAAGUCAAGAAGAGAGAGAAAGCCGUCAAGGAAGGCGAGAAAGCCCUGGAGGACAAGAAACCUGAGCUCGUGGCAGUCGACGCACAGAUUGAACACAGCACGAAAAAGAUGACGGAAGCCCAAAAGAUUGCCGACCGCGUCGCUCAGGAUCGCGAGCGACAGCAACAAGGCCUCGAAGAAUUGCGCAAAGGGCAGCGGGACAUCGAAGACAGGAUGAAGGAGGCUGCCGAAUCUCAACGCAAAAAUCUUCGGGCAGCGGGCUCCCUAUCCGGCGAGGAUCUCGCGGAGUAUCAGAAACUACGUUCUGCCGCCAAUUUGGUCGCAGUGUCUGAGCGCCGUCAAGUGGAGACUUUGCAGCGCGAGGAGAAGACGCUGAGAGAUGCUGUGGCGAUGGCAGAGGACAGGAUGCAGCAAGCGGACAGGCGACUGUCGAGCCUAAAUGAAGAAGUUCAGCAAACAUCAUCACAUCAGAGAGAGCUCCAAGCGCGUUUGGACAAUCUCAGGAAUGAUCGAGAAUCGGACAAGGCCAGAUUGGACCAAGCGGUGGCUGAAAGACAGCGAAUCAACAUCAAGGAGACAGAACUCAACGAGAAACUGCAGGAUGUGUUUGGAAAACUCCUAUCCGCAGGUGCAGACAAGCGAGAGAGCGAGCGCGAGAAAAAGAUGCGUGAAGUGAUCAACAAUCUCAAACGUAUCUUUCCUGGGGUGCACGGUCGUGUCAUUGAGCUCUGCAAACCAACCGCUCGCAAAUACGACACCGCUGUGGCGACAAUACUAGGCCGACAUGUAGAUGCUAUCGUGGUCGAGCAUGAGCAGACCGCCAUCGACUGCAUUGAAUACAUGCGUAACCAGCGUGCCGGCCAGGCGACAUUCAUCCCUCUGGAUACGAUUCAGACAAAGCCUGUGCAAGAGAAGUUCCGCAACUUUACGAAGGGAGCUCGACUCGCCAUUGAUUGUAUCGAGUUCGAGCCCGCCGUGGAAAGGGCCAUGCAGCAUGCCUGUUCAAGCUCGUUGAUAUGUGACACCAUGGAGGUGGCAAGAUACGUUUGCUACGAGAAGCAUCAAGAGGUCAAAGCCGUAACUCUGGAUGGUACGGUGAUCCACAAAAGUGGUCUCAUCACUGGAGGCACCAGCUCAGGCUCCUCACGCAAGUUCAAUGAUAGCGAUGUUGAAAAUCUGCAGAAGGCGAAGGAGUCCUACCUACAGCAACUUCGGGAUCUGCAAAAGUCAGCAUCGAGCGCCAAAGACGACGACGCGCUACUGGAUCGACUUGCGAGAUUGGACGCCGAGAUCAAGGUCGUUUCAGAAAGCGUGUCAGCUGUCACCAUCCGGCUGCAAGAUCUCAAAGCCGAGCAAGACAACCUCAGAACCAUCAUCAAGAACGGAGUUCCUGAGGAGGAGAAGGCGCGGAAGUCUUUGAGAGCAACUCAGGUGAAGCUGGACAAGGUGUUGCGGGUGGUCCAAGAUGCAGACGACAAGGUCUUCCAGGCCCUGUGUGCCAAGAUUGGUGUUCAGAAUAUUCGCGAAUACGAAGAUGUCCAACUCAAGAUAGCUCAGGCGGAGAGUGAAGCGAUGGCUGCGUUCGCCGCACAGAAAGCCCGAGUGAAACAUCAGAUCGACUUCGAGGCUACGCAGCUCGACAACACCGAGAAUCGCCUCUCCUCUUUAGAAAGCUUUGCGGAAAAAUCCCGACAAAGGCUGGAGGAGUUGGAGCGAGAGAAGGCAACGAUCCAAAAGGAGCUCGAACAAAUCCGUCAAACGAUCAGACAAGCGCGCAGCAAGCUGGAGGCAGCGGUGCAAGGUAGCGAACAGGCUUUGCAAAAGGUGGACCGGGUUCGCGAAAGCUCCAGGGAGAUGUCUCGACUCCUCGACAAGGCACUACGCAAUAUCGCUGGCUGGAACGACGAGAUCUCAAAGUCAGCUUCGGAUCGACAUGCCAUCUACAAGCGAUGUCGACUGGAGAACAUUGAGCUCCCUCUGGUCCGCGGUCGCCUAGACAAGGUACCUCUCGAUGCUGCGGAUACGGACCUCAGCAUGGACACGGAUGAAGACACGCAGAGACCUGUGGUCACCGAGGACUAUGGGAUCGAGCCUGACUUCCGAGGACUUGACGAGGAAGAUCGAGAGAACGACCAAGAAGAUUUUGGCAAAGAGCUCGAGGAGGAGAUUGGUCGAUCGAAAGCUGAACUGGAAAGAACGGUGCCAAAUCUGAAGGCGCUUGACAGAUUGGCGGAUGUCGAGGGGAAUCUGAGCGAGGCAGAGAAGGAGGCUGAGCUCACACGACAAGAGACGAAAAGGGCGCGUGACCACUUCCAAGAAUUGAAGAAGAAAAGAUGCGAUCUAUUCAACGCGGCGUUUCGACACAUGUCAAAUUGCAUCGAUUCGAUUUACAAAGAUCUGACCAAAACCGAUUCAAAAGGGACGGGAGGUGUGGCUUUCCUGUCCUUGGAGGACGCCGACGAACCUUACCUUAGCGGGGUCAAAUACAACGUCAUGCCUCCAGGCAAGCCCUUCAUAGAGACGGAGCAAUUAUCGGGUGGAGAGAAAACCAUGGCCGCCUUGGCGCUACUGUUUGCCAUUCACAGUUUCCAUCCUGCCCCUUUCUUCGUUCUCGAUGAAGUUGACGCAGCUCUUGAUGCGACAAACGUCUCCAAAUUGGCUCGCUACGUGCGAGCUCAAGCUGAAAGUCAGGUGCAAUUUCUCAUCAUUUCUCUCAAGCCCAACUUAUAUCAACGGGCAGACGGUCUUGUGGGCGUGUACCGAGAUCAGGAGGACAAUACGUCCAAGUCUCUCACGCUUGAUCUGCGACAAUAUGCCGAGUGAUUUGCGCCAGAUGUGGUCGCUGUUGGAUAUCCACCCUCCAUGUAUGUAUGCGUUUUGCUGGUCAUUGAACUAUUGAAUGAUGGAAUGAAUGGAUGGACCUACUCUGCCCGAUGCAGCAAAAUUCCCAGAAAAUAAUGAUAAAAUAGGCUCCUUCG
Molecule: messenger RNA, 3902 nt
Organism: Kockovaella imperatae
Lineage: Eukaryota; Fungi; Basidiomycota; Tremellomycetes; Tremellales; Cuniculitremaceae
Product: putative cohesin complex subunit and chromosome segregation protein
Exons: 19
Coding region: 46-3747 (1233 amino acids)
Biological process (GO): sister chromatid cohesion
Cellular component (GO): nucleus; chromosome; cohesin complex
Molecular function (GO): DNA binding; protein binding; ATP hydrolysis activity
Source: RefSeq, a predicted model, not a curated record